Molecule: messenger RNA, 1086 nt
Organism: Thyridium curvatum
Lineage: Eukaryota; Fungi; Ascomycota; Sordariomycetes; Thyridiales; Thyridiaceae
Exons: 2
Coding region: 1-1086 (361 amino acids)
Biological process (GO): alcohol metabolic process
Molecular function (GO): alcohol dehydrogenase (NADP+) activity; zinc ion binding
Source: RefSeq, a predicted model, not a curated record
AUGACCAAGUACGACCAGUACGAAGGGUUCCAGGUGGACUCGGCAAAAGACUACACCACCUUCACCAAGAGGAAAUUCGACACCAAGCCCUUUGGCGACUACGAUGUCGAGAUCAAGAUCGAGUGCUGCGGUGUCUGCAGCAGCGACAUCCACACCAUCGACGGCGGAUGGGGCGAGAGGAUCCUGCCCCUGACUGUCGGCCACGAGAUCGUAGGCAAGGCCCUCAAGGUCGGCCCCAAGGUCACCAAGAUCAAGGCCGGCGAGCGUGUCGGCGUCGGCGCCCAGUCCUACUCGUGCCUCGAGUGCCGCCAGUGCCGGAACGACAACGAGACGUACUGCGCCAAGCAGAUGGACACCUACGGCAGCGUCUGGCCCGACACGGGCCUCGUGACGCAGGGCGGCUACGCCUCGCACGUCCGCACCCACGAGCACUGGGUCUUCCCCAUCCCCGACGCCAUCCCCAGCGCCCUCGCGGCGCCCAUGCUCUGCGCCGGCAUCACCAUGUACAGCCCGCUCGUGCGCAACGGCGCCGGGCCGGGCAAGAAGGUCGCCGUCGUCGGGCUCGGGGGCCUGGGCCACUUCGGCGUGCUCUGGGCCAAGGCCCUCGGCGCCGAGACCUGGGUCGUCUCGCGCACGCACGCCAAGGAGGCCGACGCCCGCGCCAUGGGCGCCGACGGCUUCCUGGCCACCUCGGACGGGGGCUGGAACGAGCCGCACCGCAUGACGUUCGACCUGGUCAUCAGCACGGCCAACGACUUCGGCCCCGGCUUCGACCUCGCCGGCUACCUGUCGCUGCUCGACGUGCACGGCAAGUUUAUCAGCGCGGGCGUGCCCGAGGACUCCAAGCUCGAGAUCACGACGCCCAUGCUCAUCGCCAGCGGGUGCUUCAUCGGCUCGUCGCACCUCGGCAGCCGCAGGGAGAUGCUCGAGAUGCUGCAGCUCGCCGCCGACAAUGGCAUCAAGGCGUGGGUCGAGGAGGUGCCCAUCAGCGCCGAGAGCCUGUCCAGCACUGUCAAGCGGCUGGAGAAGAACGACGUCCGGUACCGGUUUACCAUGGUGGACUAUGACAAGGCCUUUGGUGCUUAG